Ostreobium quekettii is the source of this 699-nucleotide messenger RNA. The record is from the annotation of a GenBank genome assembly. NCBI's taxonomy places the organism in Eukaryota, Viridiplantae, Chlorophyta, Ulvophyceae, Bryopsidales, Ostreobiaceae.
AUGGCGCUAUUGGCCUCCUGCCGCCGGCACCUGCUGUCCUCGCUUGGACCCCUGGGGGCUUCAUCCCGCGGUGCCUUACCGGGCGCCCGCGCGGCGUCGACCUUCGCGCUGCCGGACCUGCCCUACGACUACGGCGCCCUGCAGCCGCACAUCAGCGGCGAGAUCAUGGAGCUGCACCAUUCCAAGCACCACGCCACGUACGUGGCGAAUUUCAACAAGGCGCUGGAGGAGCUGGCGGAGGCGGAGGCCAAGAAGGACGCGGCCAAGCUGAUCACCCUUCAGGGGGCUUUGAACUUCAACGGGGGAGGACAUCUGAACCACAGCAUCUUCUGGACGAAUCUAUGUCCCAGCAAGGAUUGGGCGCCUCCCUCUGGAGAGCUGGCGGCUGCUGUUGAAGCACAAUGGGGCAGCCUGGAUGCUUUCAUAGCAAAGUUCAAUGCAUCAACGGCUGCUGUUCAGGGUUCUGGCUGGGGUUGGCUGGCCUACAACAAGACAGCUGGCAUCUUGGAAAUCGCAGCCACCAAGAAUCAGGAUCCACUGGUCUUGCAAGGACUUGUUCCACUUCUGGGGGUGGACGUCUGGGAGCAUGCAUACUAUUUGCAAUACAAGAACAAACGCCCUGACUACUUGAAGGCAGUGUGGAAUGUUGUGAAUUGGAAAGAUGUUGCUGAGCGCUAUGCUGCGGCAAAGGCGGGUUGA